Molecule: messenger RNA, 543 nt
Organism: Pieris macdunnoughi
Lineage: Eukaryota; Metazoa; Arthropoda; Insecta; Lepidoptera; Pieridae
Source: the annotation of a GenBank genome assembly
AUGGGGGACUCCUUAUUUGAUAUUUUUGGUGACAUGUCUAAAUCGACCAUUAAAACUAUUGCUCGUCAGCCGAUAUCGUCAAUUGAGAAUAUGGGUAAAACUGUAUCCAACGGACCUCUCAAGCCUAUGGAAUCUAAUUUACCUAUGAAGAAGGGUGAAACAAACAUCAAGAGGUCUUUCAUGUCAAACAAGGGAAAAGCCUUACAGAGUACACCAAUUCGACAGAUUUCCACACCUGGAGCUAAAGUAGAAACUAUGAUUUACAAUGACCAUGCCUACUUGGAGGAAAUAUCUUCCUUCAUGGAUAUACAGUUUACUGGAUUUUCAAAUAAAUAUGAUAACUUUCACACUGAUAUGUUAGACUAUUUACCUCUGCCCGAGUUAAACAUUCCAACAAUAGUUACUCCUCCAAAUACUCCACCUCCCGCAAUGUCUAAACCAACUAUGGAUUUAAACUGCUCCUAUCAAGAUGAUUUCUAUACAGAUGAUUUCUCCAUUGACAGCUUACCAGACCCAGAAUUGAACUUGCCGGCCAUAUUUUAA